This is a messenger RNA of Eleginops maclovinus (Patagonian blennie), 3564 nucleotides long. RefSeq names its product protein FAM110B. The coding region runs from base 742 to 2133 and encodes 463 amino acids. The record is from RefSeq and is a predicted model, not a curated record. The transcript is spliced from 4 exons. NCBI's taxonomy places the organism in Eukaryota, Metazoa, Chordata, Actinopteri, Perciformes, Eleginopidae.
GUGGACACCUCUUGUCGUUGGUAUGUUGUCAAUACAACCGUUUCAAUUCUAACGCCUGCAGCUAGAAUUACCUGCUUCUACACUUCUCAUAAGAACAAUAAACAUCCCAUCUUCCAAAAAGAGCUGUAGACACGGAGGGGGCGGAGUCUUCUUCAGCAAGUGGGAGGAGAAUGGAGGGCAGCAUAUGAGCCUGAGCAGUGGAGAGACGCUCAGGUUAGUGUUCACUCGGCUCGCACACACAGAGGAGCCAACAGCAGCAGAUCAUCCUCACUCCACUCCGACCUGCUUCCCACAGAGGAGCUGAAGCUGUGUGAAGCUGCAACUGGUUUACGACUCGUACACAUGAUGACUGUGGGGGGCUCCAGCUGAGUUGCCGGGCGGCUUUUUGUUACGGCUCGCAGCUGGACGGCUGACAGUCUGGACCGAGGACGUAAGGAAAGGGAUCCUCACAGCUGUUGUGUUACCGGCUGAUCUACCGGACCUGGUUUUGGAUAAAGAGCUCCUGUUGGCUGCACUGUGGCUGACCGCUGACCCCAAUCCGCAGCCAAAGCACCUUCUGGGUCAGCACUGAGCUAAUAGAACUGGUCUGGCUGGGCCUGAUGUGGAAUUUGACCUGGACUGACCCCGUCCCACAAGUAGCCUUUCACUGAGCCUGGACUCAGGAUAAAAGAGCAAGAGGGGCGCCGGAGAAGAAAGGAGGAAGAGAAGUGAGAGCAGCAGCGCAGCGACUGCUCUUCCAGUAUGCCGGUGGAGACCCUGCGGCCCUCAGACGGCCGUCUGGCCGGGGCCCCCUUCACCUCUUCAAUGCCCUUCAGGAUACUUAACAAGGGUCCGGACUACUUUCGCCGCCAGGCUGAGCCUGGGGCCCGUAAACUGAGCGCUGUAGAGCGCCUAGAGGCCGACAAGGCCAAAUACGUGAAGAGCCAGCAGGUGGCCCUCACCCGACAGGCCCCCAUCAAACCACCAAUCAUCCGCAAGCCGCUCAUCCCUUCGGGGAUGAUGCUCCAGUACCAGGUCAGCACUCCUCCAGCCCGGAAAGUCCCCCGCUGCCCCGCGGAUGUGGAGAAUGGUGGAGGUAGAGAGGGACCAGGGGGGAGAAGAGGACCGGCUCUUAACUUGGAUAUUCUGAAUAAUCUCAUCAAUGAUGUCUGUGAUGGACCCAUGCCCUGUUCCCGGUCUUCCUCCUCCACCUCCCCCUCCUCCUCGUCCCCUUCGUCUGGAGCUAAGAGUAUCGGCAGCAGCCUGUCAGCGGACCAGGAGCGGAGCAACCGCCCGCUCAACAACCUCCAGCCUGUGAACCACUGCACCAUAAUCUCCUCGUCCACCUCCUCCUGCACCUCCUCUCCCCUCAACAACAACCUCCAGCCCCCUGCAGCAGAACUCACCCGCCGGCCGCCCCCUGUCCCGGCACGAGUCCCCCGCAUCGGGGUUCCAGCGCCGUACAGCUCCCCGAACUCGGUGACGGUGCGCAGGGUGGACGUCCGGCCCCAGGCGGAGAUCCGGAGGCCCCAGCGGGCGCUGCUGCAGCUCCGGCCCAGACAAACUGCACAGGGGCAGGUCGCACACCCCCAGGUCCCUCCCCCACCACCUCCCUCUCAGAACCCCCAGCUCACCACCACCCCCCCCAAAACUCUCCCCUCCCCUCCAGUCUACCUGCCUCUCAGCCCCAUGCUGGUGCGAGCUGGCAUAAUCCCCCCGGCCUCCCCCGCUUUUACCCGGAUAUCCAACGCCAGCUCCAAGGGCUCCGGCCGCAAGCACCCGUCCUUACACCGCUCCAAGUCAGACCUGAGCGACCGGUACUCCCGCGCCACGGCCGACCUGGAGCGCUUCUUCAACUACUGCGGGCUGGACCCGGGGGAGGUGGAGGGCAUGGGGGGAGUGGAGCGCUUCACCAGAGCAAAUUCAGACAUUGUGUCCGUCUCCAAGCUCCGCAGCGUCAGCACGCCCAGCUCGGAGUGCGGGGAGGAGAUGCUCCAGGCCAAGGAGGAGGCGGACGAGGAGGGUAGCACGGCCAGAGCCAACGAGCGAGUGCCCUACGGGAUCUCCGUCAUCGAGAGGAACGCCCGAGUCAUAAAGUGGCUGUACGGCAUCCGUCAGGCGCGGGACACAAACAGCGCCGUCUCUAACGUGUAGACUAAAACAGACUCGGAGGGAGUUGAAUAAAGAAAAGCAGGGAAGCAGAACUUUUUGUAUGUAUACAUACGUCUGAAGAAGGGAACGCCCAUCUUCUGCUGCCUUACACCACAUUAGGAUCAUCCAGCUGGUUUUUCUGCUGUUUCCUGUGAUGGCUCACACUCGUUUUGGGGCUGCAGGUCAGGGCUGCUUCCCUGCAGGAACUCUUUGUAUCUCUACCGGUAUACGAAAGCAAUAAUAGACUGGUGUAAAUGAUAAUGGUGGGGAUGAAGGCAGUGUGUGUGUGUGUGUGUGUGUGUGUGUGUGUGUGUGUGUGUGUGUGUGUGUGUGUGUGUGUGUGUGUGUGUGUGUGUGUGUGUGUGUGUGUGUGUGUGUGUGUGUGUGUGUGUGUGUGUGUGUGUGUGUGUGUGUGUGUGUGUGUGUGUGUGUGUGUGUGUGUGUGUGUGUGUGUGUGUGUGUGUGUGUGUGUGUGUGUGUGUGUGUGUGUGUGUGUGUGUGUGUGUGUGUGUGUGUGUGUGUGUGUGUGUGUGUGUGUGUACCACGUUGAUACUGUGAAACUUUGACAUAAAAAGCUUCUAUAAUACACAUUUGUAUGUUUUUGGGCUGUAAGACUGUUAUUAUCCCAUGUUCCGUCAGCAUGCGAGUGACACUUUGUACACAUUAAUUUUAACGGUCAUGUCAACGAAGCACACACAGAUAAUCAGUAAACAGCACAGACGUGCGUUCAGGUGAAUCAGAGUUGCUGUGGGAGCGGCUGCAGGGCGUGCUCUCACUGUGACCAUGGUUUUGGUGUCAGGAUGAAUCUGUUUACAGCGUAUGUCUCGGCAUGAAGGCGAGUCAUAAGGCGAGGGGAUGGAUGAAGUAAGUGAAGCAGGAGAAAGAUAUUGGCCUCCAGUAAGAGUGGAGAGGAAAUGAAAGGAUGGGUAAAAGAGGAUAGAGAAAAGAUAUAAGAAAGUGUCUCAGGAAGAUGGCAUACUAACGAAAAAAGGACCAAUAUUUAUUUGGAUAACUUAAUGUAUUUUUUAAUAUCAGAGACUUCGUGUACAGAAUCUUUGCUCUGAAGUGGAAUCUGCUCAUAUCCACUAACUCAAAUCCUGACACCAGUAAGUGUGAGUGUUGUAAACCGGGAACAUGAGACUGUAUUUAUUUGACUUCCCGUUUGGGAGCAAAGAGAGGGGGUCUGUCUCCCCCCUCCGUUCGUGUUCUCCACCCUCUUCAUCUAGCUUUAACUUCAGGAUGUUCUGUGCGAUCAACAGCCAGGUUUUCUUUUUCAUAGAGGAGCAGCAGCGUUCCGAUGGGAGGGGGGGGGGGGCUGGAGAACACGACGGGGAACAAAGCGUGCUGUUGAAUCCGGCACUGGAUGCCCAAAGAGUCUUCAAAUGAGAGAUCCAAAAUGUAUUCUCAACGAUUAAUAAAAAAUGUUUUAAAUGA